Messenger RNA from Sphaerodactylus townsendi, 3618 nucleotides. It is a transcript of the gene SEC16B, whose product is annotated as SEC16 homolog B, endoplasmic reticulum export factor. Gene Ontology annotation, biological process: autophagy; Golgi organization; COPII vesicle coat assembly. The coding region runs from base 176 to 3376 and encodes 1066 amino acids. The transcript is spliced from 26 exons. The record is from RefSeq and is a predicted model, not a curated record. NCBI's taxonomy places the organism in Eukaryota, Metazoa, Chordata, Lepidosauria, Squamata, Sphaerodactylidae. Gene Ontology annotation, cellular component: endoplasmic reticulum exit site; ER to Golgi transport vesicle membrane.
UGUCAUGUUGAGAUGCUGGAGCAUCACAAAAAGGCUUUGUUUUUAGUAAUGAGUUGCUAUAAGAUGGUAACUUAUUAUUUUUUUUGGCAUUACUAGAAAAGGAGUAUGUCAUAUUUAUUAAACGGGAGAACAAGGGCAACCUAUUUUCAAGUUUGCAGAAGACAGGACAACAAAAAUGCGAAGCAGAAGCAGUAAAUCCAAGAUGGAGUCUCAGAUUCCAGCACAGCAUCCUCAACCCAAGGGGAGAAGUAUAACCCAAAAGGAAGAGCAGGGCAGGGGCCCAUGGAGGGAAGUCUCUCGUGGACCUUCUCCUCAUUCCAGGCCUCAAAACGAGAGGUUCUACCAUCAAUACCAGGAUCCCCGAGCAGGGCCUCCACCUUGGUCAGAUGCCAGAAUGGACUACUACCACCCGACAUAUCACCCACAGCUCCAGGAUUAUAUGAGACCGCACUCCAGGGCAGAGUAUUAUGAAAACAGUUAUCUCAACAGGCCAUACUCAAGGCAAAGUUAUGAAGAUCAGUAUUGGAGCCCUGUGGAAGAUUAUUCCUAUGGAAGUCAUCAGAGAUACUCCCAAGCACUGCAAGGUGACAGAGAUCUAAGGCAGAGAAAUACCUAUGGUGAAUAUGCAGAUUACUGGAACCAGAGUCAUUACAGAGAUUACCGUCAGGAGGAAAGCAGUAGAAUUGUCAGGCAGAACAACGCAACACCAAUUCGAUCUAAGAAGCAUGAAUCCUACAAAGACGGGUACGGUGCACAGGAAGACAGCUCCUAUGAUAUCAAUUACGGCCCUUCUUUGCAACAAGGAUGGAUUCCAAAUGAAUUGCAAGGGAUCUCCCUGGAGAAUCUUGGUGCUCAAAUGCAUGAGGUUCCGGUGCUUGAAGAGCCAAGCUUGCUUCAACAGUACAAAGAAUCUGGCCUCAGCUCCAGCGCUUAUGAGCUAAGCCAGUACAUCUAUGACGCUUCCAAUCCAUAUGAAGCCGCUCCCUCCAAGGAUUGGAGUCCAGUUCAGACAGGUGAAUAUAUACCAGCACCCCAGAAGUUUCCCUUAUCCCAUGUACCUGUCUGCUUUGGAGCUGGAGGGCAUCUGGUCCGAGGAUGUCCUAAUUAUCCAACAGAAGGGCAACCUGCCCUUGUUGAAAUACACAGCCUGGAGGUUAUUUUAUAUGAUACUGCUGAGCAGAAGGCGAUGCAAGUCUUCCCAGGACCUCUGAUCAGGGAGGACUUGCACAAGGUGGAUGUGAUGACAUUUUGUCAGCGCAAAGCAACCGCAGGCUGUGACCAGGCAUCUAACCGGGGCCGAGAUGCCACCUUGCUUUGGAAGCUCCUUCUACUUCUUUGCCGCCAGAAUGGGUCCAUGGUGGGGUCAGACAUAGCCGAACUGCUGAUGCAAGAUUGCAGGUACCGGGAGAAAUAUAAAAGGCAAGAGCCAGUAGCCAAUCUGAUUAACUUGACGGAAGAAGAGUGGCCGGUGCAAGUCUGUGGGACCCCAGACCUUCUCACAGGGGAGAUAGUACCAAGUGCUGGCACACCAAAGCAAAAUGUGGAGAAGUUCACCAGACUCCUCUACUACGGGAGGAAAAAAGAAGCUCUGGAUUGGGCCAUGAGGAGCCAGCUGUGGGGCCACGCUCUCUUUCUAUCCAGCAAAAUGGACUUGAGGACCUACAGCUGGGUCUUGAAUGGGUUCACCAGCACUCUGGCCCCCAACGACCCUCUGCAGACGCUUUUCCAGCUCAUGUCUGGAAGGAUCCCUCAGGCAUCACUGUGCUGUGGGGAUGACAAGUGGGGAGACUGGAGACCACACCUGGGUGUUAUCCUGUCCAAUCAAGUGGGAGAUGCUGAACUGAACCACAGAGCCGUUGUCACCAUGGGAGACACAUUAGCUGGGAAAGGAUUAACAGAGGCAGCUCAUUUCUGCUACUUGAUGGGAAACAUUCCUUUCGGCCAUUUUGGAGUUAAAACCCAACCCCACAUGAUAUUGCUGGGCAGUAACCAGAGUCAGGCCCUUGCCCAGUUUGUGAAGUUGGAAGAUAUCCACAGGACUGAGAUCUUUGAAUACUGCCAGCUGCUGGGGGACCCCAAAGCUUUCAUUCCCUCUUUCCAGAUGUACAAACUUAUUUAUGCCGCUCGCCUUGUGGACUACGGCCUCACUGCUCAGGCCUUGCAUUAUUGCGAAGGGGCUGGAAUGGCUCUCCUUGCCCAGAAUGGGAACACCAACCCUGUCCUCCUACAGCAAGUUAUCCAGCUGGCGGAGCGGCUGAAACUCUCAGACCCACGGCUGCUGGAGAGUCCCGAACAAGAUGGCUCUUUAGAACCCGAUUGGCUCAUCCAGCUCCGAGCCCUACAUCAGCAGAGCAAGGAGGAAGGAAGUCUUCCUGGUGCUACUUCCACCCAGCCAGAGCUUGUGAAAAACAGUGGAUCAAUACCAGAUAUGGCUCCAUAUUCUGAGCAUGUACAGAGUCAAGGUUGUUUGGGGGAUUUUAGGCAACAUCCUUCUAAUCAGCUGCCUCCUGUGGAAUCAACUCAGUACCAGCCAAGCUUGGACCAGAGACUGCAUCUCCAUCCUGGAUCUGACUGCCCUGCAAAUGCAACUGUUACCAGAGAUGGAGAAUGGAGAGUGGAGCAACAUCAGCCAAGUUCCUUUUCUUCUUCAGGAGGACUUCCAGAUGACCUCUCCUCACAUCUGCGCCAGUCAUCAGGGGAUGCUCAGGAAUCUGGUGGCGGUUACUAUACCGGUCAGGAACAGAACUUAAAGGAAAAUCAGAACACACUAAAAACCAGGACCCGGUCCAUCUCUCAGAGUUCAACCAUAUCUAUGGUGGAGGACGUCUCACAGCUCUCAGAAGAUACAGUGGAGGAAUCCAUUUCAGAGUCUGAAGAAGCAGAGAAUGCUGGGAAAGAGCAAGCAAAGGUCUCUGGUUUUGGCUGGUUCCAAUGGUUCCGAUCCAAACCUAAGAAUACAGAACUUUCACAGAAGGCACCAAAUGCUCCUUUGGACUUGGCUGUUUCAGAUCCCCAGGGGAAAGUGACUUUACCACCAUCUUCUCCUCCUCCUAUGGGUGGAAUCAGGCCUCCAUCACUUCCUCCUCCUCCUCCUCCUCAUCUACCUCAUGCUGAUGGCAAUCCUUUCCCCCAAAACAUUCUGGGUAAUCCUAGAACCAAAAAUCAACUAGACCUGGGAACCAAAGAAGGGGGCAUAUUUCCACGUGCUAGAAACCAGGACAUUCCCUCUGACCCUCAUCCCGACUCUGCUAUGCGGCCUUUAACCCUAAAGGGAGGAACAGUUCCACUUUUCAAUCCUUCUCAGGUCACUGUGGCAGCAGUAUCUGGCCAGCCACCACAGAGUUUUCAGCGCCGCUACCCACCGUAUCCUCAAUGAUCAAAAAACCUCCAGGCUAUUUCUACCCCUUCUGGAUGGCAUCCUUUUGCCUGCAGUUAAGAAACUGCAAUUAUGCAGCACUUUCUCCUUCCUCUGGCUGAUGACCCAGCUUCCUGCGGCCCAAAGGAUACUAGCAAGAAUAUUUAUGAGACCUGCCCCCCCUCUUCACCCUGUGCCAUUUAAAAUAUGGAAUGCAGUUGUAACCUUUCUCAUGUAUAGUAAAAACUAAAUAUUCUUAUUCA